AAUGCGAAUCUUUGCAAAAUGAGUUAUUACUGUUUCUGUGAUAUUCUACAAAACAGGAAAAUGCUAUGCAAAUUCGUUAUAUGGAUAGCGGUGGCCACUAUUUCUUCAGAAUUUGUGUCAGCUGCCACAGACAAAAUAAUAUGUUAUCAUGGAACUUGGUCAAAGUAUCGAAAUGGUAACGGAAAAUUCGGUGUAAGCGAUAUUGAUCCUUCUCUGUGCACACACUUGAUUUACAGUUUUGUUGGACUCAGUACAGCUAAUGAUGGAAGUGUGGUUUCCUUAGACUCUUACCUGGACAUAACCAUGGGUAACUUUGCUAAUUUCAACGCUCUGAAAAAAAUAAAUCCCAAUCUCAAAACACUACUCGCUAUUGGUGGUUGGAAUGAAGGUUCCACGAAGUACUCAAUAGUUGCUUCAUCGGCCACACUCAGAAAAAACUUUGUUCAAUCUGCUCUGAACUGGGUAUUGACAUACGGUUUUGAUGGAUUCGACUUAGACUGGGAAUAUCCAGGGCAACGUGGAGGAUCGCCUACUGACAUUGUUAGUAUGUUCCCUAAAAAAAUGUAUUCAUAUACUUAUCAUUUGAAAAAAUCUUCCAAAUCUGUUUCUGCCGCUAUUGAGCAACAGUUUGUUAUGAAACGAUAUAUCAGAUUGAGAAAUGUCAACUAUUUUACAGAUAUGGACUUCAUUAAUGUUAUGGCCUACGACCUACACGCAUCUUGGGAUGGCUUCACAGGUCAUAAUGCUCCACUAUAUGCCUCAUACUUAGACGAUACUGCCAGUGAACAAAAUUUGAAUAUAGAUUCCGUCGUUAAAGGUUGGAUUGCCAAUGGUGCUGACCCUCAAAAAUUAGUACUUGGUUUGGCAUUGUACGGAAGAACAUUCACUCUAUCUAGUACAAGUAAAGUAGCUCUAGGAGCACCAAUAUCCGGAGCUGGAAAUUCUGGUCCUUACACUUUGGAACCCGGUAUGUUGGGAUAUAAUGAGGUGAGUUGCGGUGUUCAAAUAUUUUUCGUGGAAUACGCUAAAUCCGCAAACCUUGGUGGAGUGAUGGUAUGGUCCAUAGAAACAGAUGAUUUCCGAGGGGUAUCUGGUACUAAAUUCCCUCUCCUAAGAGCUAUUAAUGAAGUUCUGAAAAUUUCAUCAUCAAGUUACACUGGCAGCAAUUCUACUGGCAGCGAUUCUUCAAGUAGCAGCGAUUCUUCAAGUAGCAGCGAUUCUUCAAGUAGCAGUGACAAGGACUCAUCGAACAGUUUUCCCGAUGUUAACAAAAAUACAGACGAAUCUUUUUCUGGAACAAACAAUCUUUGUACAUCUGAGGGUUACGUUAGAGAUAUCAACGACUGUAGUAUUUUUUACUAUUGUCAGUUAGUAGAUGGAAAAUACGUUCCAAAAACCAACACUUGUCCUUCUGGUUUAUAUUUCGAUAUUAGUGAAAAUGUAUGUAAUUGGAAAGCAGCAGUUACUGACUGUUGAUCGUUAGGUUGAUGAAAUCUCGAAAAUCCAUAUAUUCAAUACAGUAUAAUAAAGCAUGCAUAUGAA
Leptinotarsa decemlineata (Colorado potato beetle) is the source of this 1542-nucleotide messenger RNA. RefSeq names its product chitinase-3-like protein 1. Gene Ontology annotation, biological process: carbohydrate metabolic process; chitin catabolic process. Lineage: Eukaryota; Metazoa; Arthropoda; Insecta; Coleoptera; Chrysomelidae. Gene Ontology annotation, molecular function: chitin binding; chitinase activity. Gene Ontology annotation, cellular component: extracellular region. The record is from RefSeq and is a predicted model, not a curated record.